Cyclocybe aegerita is the source of this 453-nucleotide messenger RNA. The record is from the annotation of a GenBank genome assembly. Lineage: Eukaryota; Fungi; Basidiomycota; Agaricomycetes; Agaricales; Hemipholiotaceae.
AUGGCUGUCCUAGGGCGUGAUCCUCACUUGGGCGCUCUUAUACAAGAUAUGUGGGAUCAGGAGAAGAAACAUUUGGCCGUGAUGGACAAAUUGCAGCUACAACACCACGUACGGCCUACUGUUCUUUCCGAUGUUGCCAGAGUAGCUGGCUUUGGCCUCGGUGCUGUAACUGCGCUGAUGGGCAAGGAGGCCGCUAUGGCUUGCACCGAAGCUGUAGAAACAGUCAUCGGGGAACAUUAUGAUGACCAGUUGAAGGAGUUGGAUUCUUUCUCCUCGGAUCACCCUAGCCUCCCUCUUCUUAAGGAUGUCAUCCGCGAAUUUAGGGAUGACGAACUGGAACACCUCGAUAUUGCUGUUGUUAAUCAUUCGCAACGCGCACCUGCCCAUGCUUUGCUGAGUAGCGUUGUUGGAGCCGGGUGUAAAAUUGCCAUUGAGCUGUGCAAGAGAGUUUAA